Molecule: messenger RNA, 1552 nt
Organism: Oryza sativa Japonica Group (Japanese rice)
Lineage: Eukaryota; Viridiplantae; Streptophyta; Magnoliopsida; Poales; Poaceae
Product: cysteine endopeptidase RepA-like
Cellular component (GO): lysosome
Molecular function (GO): cysteine-type endopeptidase activity
Source: RefSeq, a predicted model, not a curated record
AUGGCGUUUUGCCGCCCCACGCUACAACUCUUAUCAUAUCUUCGCCUAUAUAUAUCGCUCAAGUUCCAGUUUCGUUUCAGCUCAUUGAACUGAAUAAAGUCGGUGUGCUAUAGCUACCAUUCCCCCGGACCUGUGUGUUGGCGCUGUGAAAACCGUGCGAAAUGCUGAGGUGCUUCCUGGUCGCGGCGGCGGCGGUGGCGUUGGCUGCGGCGGCGGCAGCGCCGGCGAGGGCUAUCCCGUUCACGGAGAGCGACCUCUCGUCGGAGGAGAGCCUGCGGGCGCUGUACGAGCGGUGGCGGAGCCGGUACACCGUGUCGCGGCCGGCAGCAUCAGGAGGCGUUGGCAACGACGACGGCGAGGCUCGCCGGCGGUUCAACGUGUUCGUGGAGAACGCGAGGUACAUCCACGAGGCGAACAGGAGGGGCGGCCGGCCGUUCAGGCUGGCGCUGAACAAGUUCGCCGACAUGACGACGGACGAGUUCCGCCGCACCUACGCGGGCUCCAGGGCGCGCCACCACCGCAGCCUGAGCGGCGGCCGCGGCGGCGAGGGGGGCUCCUUCCGGUACGGCGGAGACGACGAGGACAACCUGCCGCCCGCGGUCGACUGGCGCGAGCGCGGCGCCGUCACCGGCAUCAAGGAUCAAGGCCAAUGCGGGAGCUGCUGGGCGUUCUCGACGGUGGCGGCGGUGGAGGGAGUGAACAAGAUCAAGACGGGGAGGUUGGUGACGCUGUCGGAGCAGGAGCUGGUGGACUGCGACACCGGUGAUAACCAGGGCUGCGACGGCGGGCUCAUGGAUUACGCGUUCCAGUUCAUCAAGAGGAACGGAGGGAUCACCACCGAGUCCAACUACCCAUAUAGAGCGGAGCAGGGGAGGUGUAACAAGGCAAAGGCAAGCUCUCACGAUGUAACGAUUGAUGGCUACGAGGACGUUCCUGCCAAUGACGAGUCGGCUCUACAGAAAGCAGUCGCAAACCAGCCUGUGGCUGUUGCAGUAGAGGCUAGCGGCCAAGAUUUCCAGUUCUAUUCGGAGGGUGUCUUCACCGGAGAAUGCGGCACGGAUCUCGACCAUGGUGUUGCCGCUGUCGGUUACGGUAUAACUCGAGACGGCACCAAGUACUGGAUCGUCAAGAACUCGUGGGGCGAGGAUUGGGGCGAGAGAGGGUACAUCAGAAUGCAGCGUGGUGUGUCGUCAGACUCGAAUGGGCUGUGUGGCAUCGCGAUGGAGGCUUCUUACCCUGUCAAAUCAGGAGCACGCAAUGCUGCUGCAAGUAACAGAGUGGUUAAAGACGAGAUGUGAGCCUGUGAUCGAUGGAGGGAUAUGAUAUGGAUAUGAUCGAUGCUUUAUGUGUGCUUCGCUGAAAGUAGUGCUAGCUAAGCUUUCGUUGUCAACUGGAUUUAAUCUUCUACUGUUCACGGUUGUACUGUACGCCAGGUGUCAAAUCAGAAGUUAGGUAAAAUAAAUUCAAAGAGGAGCAUGACUAACAUAAUGUGCUCAACUGGAUUGCUGAAAAAUUUGCUCAAAUCGACAUUACUGGGAAAAUAUUUUUUGCA